AGUCGUCCGUCGGUGUAGUCGGUGUGCGGUCGGUCGUUUGUUCGCCAGUCCACCACCCUCCUCCACCAUCCUCUACAACGCUCGUCACAAGUUUUGCUCAACAAUUUAUUUUUAAAGAAAUAACCCGAACGAACCAUCAGUUCGAGAGGGGUGCAGAGCGAGACGCCAGCAAAGCAAAGCAGUGAAGAGUGCGGCGCGUAGCGGCACAAUAUUUUUUUCUCCUAAUUUUCAAGUGCAAAUCAAAUUACUGUUGUUUUGUUCCCUCUUGAAAGUGAUUUUUGUUUUUCCUUUAAUACGUUGUGGCACAGUGUAUGUAAGUGUCUAUGUAUAUGCAUGCAUGCGUAAGCAGCAAAUAACCAGAAGGUGGAAAGAGAACUACGCUACUAACAGAGCCAUUAGUAGACGGCGUCGCACAACUAAAUUGAUUUUUCACCGGUCACCUAACCUCAAAAGCCCCUGCCGGUAAAAGGGGGGGUUCGGAGGCACAGCUGUUGCAUACAACAAAACAACAAAACACAACCGAAUAACGUGGAUAAAGAAGAAGACGAAAAAUAAAAAGACACAACAUGGAUAUCGAUUCACUGAAAAAUGAAUGGGAGGAGCUUAACAAGGAGUACACGGAGCUGGAGAACUGCAACAGACGCUACAUCGAGCUGCUGGAGCAGCUGCACAGCCGCCAACAGAUCUGCUUCAAUGAAAUUAAGCAUCAACGGUAUCGCAUGAACCAAAUAACGGCAUCAUUGAGACAAUUUAAGGGUCCGGUGGAUGUCGAAGUUAAAGAGAAGGUUGAUGAGUUGCAGAAGAUGACCUUGAAGCGGAAAGCGCAAUUGCACGAAAUCGAACAAUCUUUGCCAGCGAAAUCGGGUCGCUAUUUGCAGAUAAUCUUGGGCGAUGUGAAUGUCUCGAUUCUCAACAGAAACGACAAAGUUCGCUACAAGGACGACUAUGAAAAGUUUAAAUUAAUACUCAACGUAAUUGGACUGAUAAUGGCGUUCUUCAAUUUGAUAUUCAACUACAGAGCCUUAGAGCUUGCCUUCAUUUUCCUGUUGGUAUGGUACUAUUGCACCCUGACCAUUCGCGAGUCGAUACUGAAGGUGAAUGGAUCACGGAUCAAGGGCUGGUGGCGCGCCCAUCACUUCAUCUCGACGGUGGCCGCCGGGGUCCUGCUGGUGUGGCCCCAGGGCGAGCAUUGGCAGAUCUUCCGCAUGCAGUUCAUGUACUUCAAUGUUUAUAUCAGCAUCGUGCAGUAUCUACAAUUUGGAUACCAGAAGGGUCUGCUCUAUCGCCUAAAGGCCUUGGGCGAGCGCCAUAACAUGGAUAUCACCAUCGAGGGCUUCCACUCAUGGAUGUGGCGUGGUCUGAGCUUCCUGCUGCCGUUCCUCUUCAUCGGCUAUUGGUUCCAGGCGUACAAUGCAUGGACCCUCUACAAGUUGGCAUUUAGUCCCCCGGAUGCACCCUGGCAUGUGUCGGUCAUGUCCGGUCUGUUUCUGCUUUUAUUCAUUGGCAACAUGGCCACCACACUGUGGGUGGUGCCCGAAAAGAUACGCGCGAGGUCCAAGGAACGCUACCGUCUCCUGAGCAUGGGCAAGUCAAUGAAGCUGCGCAGAGAAGUCAAGAAUAGCGCCAGUGACAUGGACCUGUCGAGCAGUGCCAACGGCAGCACACCCAAGACGGCAACCGGGUCGCUGACAGAGCAGCAGCCACCCGCCGAUAAGAAGGAAAUCUAAUCAACUUAAUCGUUAUGUUCUAUAAAGCCUGGCAUUUCAAUAUACAAUUUAUAUUACCUAUGAUUAUGA
Molecule: messenger RNA, 1796 nt
Organism: Drosophila persimilis
Lineage: Eukaryota; Metazoa; Arthropoda; Insecta; Diptera; Drosophilidae
Product: transmembrane protein 120 homolog
Exons: 7
Coding region: 567-1727 (386 amino acids)
Cellular component (GO): membrane
Source: RefSeq, a predicted model, not a curated record